Molecule: messenger RNA, 2332 nt
Organism: Colias croceus (clouded yellow)
Lineage: Eukaryota; Metazoa; Arthropoda; Insecta; Lepidoptera; Pieridae
Gene: Marcal1
Product: SWI/SNF-related matrix-associated actin-dependent regulator of chromatin subfamily A-like protein 1
Exons: 14
Coding region: 164-2215 (683 amino acids)
Biological process (GO): DNA repair; replication fork processing
Cellular component (GO): nuclear replication fork
Molecular function (GO): ATP-dependent chromatin remodeler activity; ATP binding
Source: RefSeq, a predicted model, not a curated record
UGAAUGUUGAUUGGUCAUUGGUGGUUGAUUCAUGAUUGUUGACAAAUUUUAAUUUAGAUUGGUUGUCUUCUGUGUUUUUUAAAUAUUUUUUGUCACGUUUCUUGUUAUUAAAAACCAAUGAUACAAUGAAGGUAAAUUAAUGUGAGAUACAUGAAUUAAUGAAAUGGCAUGCAGUAAAGAGGAGAUCGAAAGAAAGCGUUUAGCUGCAUUAGAAAAAAUUAAAAACAAGUUUUCCCAGUCAGCGCAGCAAAAUGUAAAUAAAUCACCAGGACCCUCGUAUACAAGUAACUUUUCGAAAAAUACUAGGGAUAUCUCUAUCUCUAAAAGCCCUGCGUUUCAUCCAUACUCAAGAAACGAUAAAAACAAUACAGCCGAAAGUUCUGUGCCUGUAACAAAAGUUGUGAGUGGAACGGUAUAUUUGAUAACGGAGGAUCGUUUUGAAGUAAAUCCAUCAGAAUUUUGUACACCUUUGAUAAAUAUCUUCAAAACAAUACCAUCAAAAAGUUAUGAUGCCAAAUCAAAAUUAUGGAAUUUCUCAAUACAUGACUAUGAACAGUUGAUGUCUAAGGUGGCUCCUCUUGCUCCACAUGUGGUGUUGGGAACUUUGCCACAUUAUGUUCUAAAGAUACUCAAAGAAAAUAUCAUGAACCCUAAUUCUAUAGAUUUAUCUCCUAUAGAAUCAACGUUAAGGACCAAAUUAAUGCCCUUUCAAGAAGAUGGUGUCAGAUUCGGCAUUGCACGGCGCGGGCGUUGUAUGAUAGCAGAUGACAUGGGCUUAGGAAAGACAUUCCAAGCACUGGCUAUAGCUAGUUAUUAUAGACAUAACUGGCCUCUUUUGAUUGUCACCACUUCAUCCAUGAGACACACUUGGCAAAGUAAAAUACACGAAUUGUUACCCUCCAUUCCAAUGAUGAAUAUAGUUACUCUAAUAACUGGUAAGGAUGCCCAAAUGGUCGCCGAUAGACAGACUGAAGUUGUAAUCGUGAGUUAUAAGAUAACAACAAUGCACACGGAUCUUUUGAAGAGCAAGAAAUUUGGUGCUGUUAUAAUUGACGAGUCCCACUACCUCAAGUCGCACAAGGCACAGUGCACAGUAGCACUACUGUCUAUAUCCCGGCAAUGUUCCCGCGUAAUACUGCUCAGUGGAACACCAGCUCUGAGCAGACCGGCUGAGUUGUAUACACAACUGUCUUUGAUUGAACCAAAGAUUUUCACGAAUUAUACGGAAUAUGGUAAAAGGUAUUGCGCGGGUAAACAGACGAACUUUGGGUGGGAUAUGUCGGGACAAUCUAAUUUAUCUGAACUGCAGAUAAUUCUGCAAAAACGGUUCUUAAUACGAAGGACUAAAGAACAAGUUCUUACGAAGUUGGAAGAAAAGACUAGAGAAACAGUAUUACUCGACCAAACAUUACUGCAAUUCAGCAAAGAGGAACAGCAGGGUCUCAGCCAAAUGGCGGAAGCGUACACGCGCAGCAAAUCGACGGAUAAACAUGCGGCGCUUAUCACGUUCUUUAGCGAAUCCGCUGCCAUCAAGAUACCCGCGAUUUGUAAAUACCUAAGGCAAUUGUUGAAAGAAUUCACGGGCAAGUUCCUAGUAUUCGCACACCAUCGUAACGUUAUAGAGGCGAUAUGUUCCACACUAGACGAAGUUGGCAUACAUUAUAUUUGUAUAGUUGGAUCGACUCCUGCGCAUGCGAGAGCAGAUUUAGUGGACAAAUUCCAACACAGUCCGACAUGUCGUUGCGGCGUGUUAUCGAUAACAGCGGCGAACUCGGGACUCACUCUUACCGCUGCUGACCUGGUACUUUUCGCGGAAUUGCAUUGGAAUCCGGGAAUCUUGUCACAAGCGGAAUCACGUGCGCACCGUUUGGGCCGCGCGGGUGCGGUGUGUGCGCGCUACUUGCUCGCUAGCGGCACCGCCGAUGACGUCAUGUGGCCGCUGCUGCAGGACAAGCUGCACGUACUGAACAAUGUCGGCCUAAGUAAGGACAGCUUUGAAGAUACAACAGUUAAACAUCAGGAAAGUAAAACGAAUAUAACACAAUACUUGUCUCCGUGCAGGCCGAAUAAAAACAACUAUAUACCAGGAACAAACAUAAGGAAGGAUGCCAAAAAUGAACAUAAUGAAUCUCAAAUAAACGGACAAACAGACAGUGUAGACAAUUUCUUAGAAGAUGAUGAAGGAGACGAAUUAUUAGCAAAUUUUGAUUUAUGAUUGUUAAGUUAUUAAUAGACAUUAAUUAUAAUAUCUUUGUUCUCGAUUUUAAUUAUUUCUUUCAUAUGUUACUGAUUAAGUUAUUAAAGCGUUGAUAAAUAAAUAUGUUAAAAGUUA